Molecule: messenger RNA, 2426 nt
Organism: Girardinichthys multiradiatus
Lineage: Eukaryota; Metazoa; Chordata; Actinopteri; Cyprinodontiformes; Goodeidae
Exons: 11
Coding region: 1-1227 (408 amino acids)
Source: RefSeq, a predicted model, not a curated record
AUGGAUGGGAACUCUGCAUGCUGUAGUUCACAUUGGUUCUGUUUAUGUGUGUGUUACAGGGGAAUGAUGCUAAGUGUGUCCGUUUAUCUGUUCUGGUCCUUCAUUGCAGCUCCUUCAGUUUCUUCAGAAGGGGUAGGCCCUGCUCCUCAGUGCCAACCUGGGUGGCUUCCCUUCGGACAGAGAUGUUUUGCUUUCUUCCCGGUGUGGAGUUCUUGGAGGACUGCCACUACUUUGUGCUCCCAGAGUGGUGGGGACCUCAUGUUGCUUCACACACCAGAAGAAAAGCAAAUUGUCCUUCAACUGACAAAAACCAGCAUACCUGUGUGGCUGAAAGGAAACCAGAAUGGCUCUUGGUUUUGGAGCGACGACUCUGUCUUUAACAAUUGGACUAACGAGAUGGAUGAAAAGACCAAAAAGUUUGGGGCCUGCAUGCAAAUGAUUCCAAAAACUGGACAGCUGCAGAGCGCCCCCUGUGGAGACCUUGGGUUCUACAUCUGCACCAGUUCACUGAGUCUUAGCUCCACUGACCUCAACAGCCACAAGCGCCUUCAACAAGGAAUUGUCCCUGGAUUGCUUUUGUUUGACGACGUAUGGGAUUCCAGUUCUGUUCAAGCCGAGGAGAUUUUUUACUUUUCCUCGCUGCUCAAAGGGCUGAGGUCUGGAAAUUUGACGGAGCGCUGCUAUUCCACAUUCAUGCAACAGGAGGAGCUCUACCUGCUCAGAGUUAAAAGCACUCUUAAGGUCCUGAUUAACGGUUUGCAUGAAGACAACAAAAUAAGAUCACUGCUGCUGGACACACUCAGACAAUACAGGAGGAGACACCAGAGCCUCCUUCCUUCUUCUCCUACCCCACAGUUGAUCCAAUGGUCCCUGCAGUCUUUCCACCGGGUGGUUCUAGAGGACCCAGUGUACUGGCUCGUGGCUUUGUCGGCCCGGGCCUGCCUACAGAACUUUGUGGAUCAGAAGCUGCACCAGGAGCUUGGACCGCAGAUUCUAAAGGUUGUGAGGAAAAACAGUUUCUACCAGGCGUGGAGGAGAGAGAACGUGAGGUUUCUCUGGGUAAAGAGGUACAAAAAGGUGCUAAAGAAGUAUCAGGAUCAAAUGGAUCCCUUUAAAGCGAUCAACAUUUUCAGAGAGCACAUGAUGAAUCAGAGGAGCCUCCAUACAGCUGUGGUCUGUGAGGAUGAAGAGGAUGAAAAAAUCCACAACAGGGUUGAUGUUUUAUAGAUGUUUUGAAUUUUCAUUGUUUUCCUCAGAGUUCAACUCAAAUAUUUUAUUAUUCAUUUUAAUAUUUUCCUAACAGAAUUCUGUACAAGAUUGAAUAUUUUGGGACUAGUAUUAAGGAAUAUCUCUUUUUAAGGGUUUUCUUAGAUUUUUUUUAAUCUAAAGAAAGUAUUUUUCAAAGAUGUUCUCAUCUGAUCAUCGAUUUAUAAAAUGGGUGCUACAUUUAUAAAGUCUAUAUCAAAACUAAAAAUAAAUGGGUUACAAUUCUUGGGUGUUUGUGUUUUGAUCAUUUCCUUGUUGUUCACCUAUGUUCUAUAGGUCUUGCCAUUUUCACUUAAUUUCUCUGUGUUCAUUAUUGUUACUAAGGUGUUUCCAUGUUAGUUAAUUCCUGUGUGUUCAGUGUCUUAGCUUUUUCGUGUGCUUUGUCCUUUGUGCAUUUGGAUUUAUUUCUCUCAGUUCAGUGAUAGUCUUUACUCCUUGGUUAGUAGUUUGUGUCUAGUUGAGCUCCCUCUGUGUUAAUUAGUCUCCCUCCCUCCAGCUUCCCUGCUUUCAUUCUGUCGCAGCUGUUCUACAUUUCCACUGAUUCACUCAUCUGGUUCCUUUGCCAUUUUCCACCCCUCCCUCAGUAUUUAUGCUCCUGGAUUUUUAUUGUUCCUUGUUGGAUUCUUCCAUUACGCUGCCUGUGCUCCAUGAUCUACUCAUCCUGUAAUGUCCGCCCUGUAAGUUCUCCUUUUCAUUCAUCAUCAACGAACUUUGUUUUGCUACUGUGAGUCAGUUUCUGCACUUGGGUCCUUUACAAACCUCAUCACGAGAAAGUGGCUAUUUUUGGGUUUGAAACCAUAAUAUUAGAUCAUUUUAGAAUAAAAAUGAGAUUGCUGAAACAUAUCAAGAAGAGUUACUUUUGCACAUCAAAUCCUGCUAAAGACAUUAAAUACUGCAGUUAUCUUCUAGCUUGGCAGGAAGUUACCAUCAUGAUACAAUUUUCCUCCAGUUUACUACAACAGUCUCCUUUUUACUCAAGAAAUUAUGUGUGUUUAAUGUGUUACAAACCUUUGAGUGUGAAGUACUUGUUGUCUUGUUUUUUAAAAUUAUUAUUUUAAUCAUGUUUCUGUGAAAACUGUGCUCAGAAUUCUCUCUAACAUAUGAAAAUCACAGCUGGUUAAAAUUAUAGCAAUAAAGUCUUCAUCCCUCUUCUCCUCUCA